Messenger RNA from Mus pahari (shrew mouse), 765 nucleotides. Its product is annotated as kallikrein-4. The coding region runs from base 1 to 765 and encodes 254 amino acids. NCBI's taxonomy places the organism in Eukaryota, Metazoa, Chordata, Mammalia, Rodentia, Muridae. The transcript has 5 exons. Gene Ontology annotation, molecular function: serine-type endopeptidase activity. Gene Ontology annotation, biological process: proteolysis; amelogenesis; extracellular matrix disassembly. The record is from RefSeq and is a predicted model, not a curated record.
AUGAUGGUCACUGCACAAACCCCCUGGGGCUGGUUCCUGGGGUACCUCAUCCUUGAGGUCACAGGAGCCUCCGCCUCAAGUGUCAGCAGCCGGAUCAUACAAGGCCAGGACUGCUUCCCACACUCGCAACCCUGGCAGGUGGCACUGUUCUCAGAAGACGGUUUUUUCUGCUCAGGCGUCCUGGUGCAUCCGCAGUGGGUGCUGUCAGCAGCACAUUGCUUACAGGACUCCUACAUCGUGGGACUGGGCCUGCACAACCUGAAAGGCUCCCAAGAGCCUGGCAGCCGGAUGUUAGAGGCCCACCUCUCCAUCCAACACCCCAACUUCAACGACCCUUCUUUUGCCAACGAUCUCAUGCUCAUCAAGCUAAACGAAUCAGUGAUGGAGUCUAACACCAUCAGGAGCAUCCCUGUGGCUACCCAGUGUCCCGUUCCUGGGGAUACCUGCCUAGUCUCUGGUUGGGGUCGACUAAAGAAUGGGAAACUGCCUAGCCUCCUGCAGUGUGUGAAUCUCUCAGUGGCUUCAGAGGAGACUUGCCGGCUGCUGUAUGACCCUGUGUACCACCUCAGCAUGUUCUGCGCUGGAGGACAGGACCAAAAGGACACGUGCAAUGGGGACUCUGGGGGUCCCAUAGUGUGCAACAGAUCCCUACAAGGGCUCGUGUCUAUGGGACAAGGAAAGUGUGGGCAGCCUGGUAUACCAAGUGUCUACACCAAUCUCUGCAAGUUCACUAACUGGAUCCAGACCACCAUUCAGACAAGCUAG